Scleropages formosus (Asian bonytongue) is the source of this 3226-nucleotide messenger RNA. Its product is annotated as ephrin type-A receptor 6-like. Gene Ontology annotation, cellular component: plasma membrane; dendrite. The coding region runs from base 136 to 3099 and encodes 987 amino acids. The transcript has 18 exons. The record is from RefSeq and is a predicted model, not a curated record. Gene Ontology annotation, biological process: protein phosphorylation; axon guidance; ephrin receptor signaling pathway. NCBI's taxonomy places the organism in Eukaryota, Metazoa, Chordata, Actinopteri, Osteoglossiformes, Osteoglossidae. Gene Ontology annotation, molecular function: protein binding; ATP binding; transmembrane-ephrin receptor activity.
GAAAAGGGGGAUGAUCUGCGUCACCGUCUAAUUACAAAAUCAGAAGGAUUUCAAAGCACAUCUGGAGGAUUUACAUGUGGAUACAGCGCUAACUCGGUACCCGGAUUGCCCCGCGGCGCGUUGCGCGUUCUCGACAUGACUUUCGGAGUUAAAUUGUGCCUCCUCUUCUUCGCCUUUCCGGCGCUCAUCCUUGCAGACCACAGUCACAGCAAUGAAGUGGUGCUUUUGGACACCACGGCCGUGCUUGGUGAGCUUGGCUGGAAAACAUAUCCCGUUAAUGGGUGGGAUGCCAUCACUGAGAUGGACGAACACAACAGACCCAUCCACACCUUCCAGGUGUGUCAUGUGAUGGAGCCCAACCAGAACAACUGGCUGCGUUCGAACUGGAUUUCUCGUGAGGCGGCCCAGAAGGUGUAUGUGGAGUUGCGCUUCACCCUGCGUGACUGCAACAGCAUCCCCUGGGUGUCUGGCACCUGCAAGGAGACUUUUAACCUGUACUACAUGGAGACAGAUGAGGCACAUGGUGUCAAAUUCAAGCCGGGCCAGUACACCAAAAUCGACACUAUUGCAGCUGAUGAGAGCUUCACCCAAAUGGACCUGGGCGACCGUAUCCUGAAGCUCAACACAGAGGUGCGGGAGGUAGGGCCCAUCACCAAGAAAGGAUUUUACCUGGCUUUCCAGGACAUAGGAGCCUGCAUUGCACUGGUGUCCGUGCGCAUCUACCACAAGAAAUGCCCUUUCACCUUCCACAACUUGGCUACGUUUCCGGACACAAUCCCCCGCAUGGAUUCCUCCUCGCUGGUGGAGGUGCGGGGCACCUGCGUGAACAACGCCGAGGAGCGAGAUACCCCUAAGCUGUACUGCGGGGCAGAUGGUGACUGGCUGGUGCCCCUGGGUCGGUGCGUCUGCAGCGUUGGCUAUGAGGAACAGGAUGGCACCUGUCAUGCCUGCAGGAUCGGGUUCUACAAGGCCUUCCCUGGGAACAUCAAGUGCUCCAAGUGUCCCCCCAACAGCUUCAGCCAUGAUGAGGGCUCUGCGCUCUGCCAGUGCGAGAAGAACUAUUUUCGGGCUCCAAAGGACCUGUCUACCAUGGCCUGCACCCGUCCGCCAUCCGCCCCGAGGAACUUGGUCUUCAACAUCAAUGAGACCUCCCUCGUCCUAGAGUGGAGUCCGCCUGUGGACACCGGAGGCCGGAGAGACCUAUCCUACAAUGUCCUCUGUAAGAAGUGUGGAAUGGACCCCCAGCAGUGUGAGCCCUGUGGGGGGGAGCUGCGCUUUGUGCCACGGCCAGUAGGACUCACCAGUACCUCUGUGACUGUGUUGGACCUAGUAGCCCAUACCAACUACACCUUCGAGGUCGAGUCCAUCAAUGGUGUGUCCCAGUUCAGCACACUGCCCCGUCCUGUCAGCUCCAUCACCGUCAGCAGUGACCAGGGGGGUCCAUCACUGGUGGGUAUGGUGAAGAAAGACUGGGCUUCUCAGAACAGCAUCGCCCUCUCCUGGCAGGAGCCCGACCAGCCCACCGUGGCUGUCCUGGACUAUGAGAUCAAGUACUACGAGAAGGAACAUGAGCAGCUCAGCUACUCAUCCACCCGCUCCAAGGCUCCAAGUGUCAUCAUAACAGGCCUCAAGCCAGCCACGAACUACGUGUUCCAUGUGCGCGCCCGUACCGCCGCCGGCUACAGCAGCUACAGCCCCAAGUUCCAGUACGAGACAGGAGACGAGACUUCCAACAUGGCCUCAGACCAGGGCCAAGUGCUCGUCAUCGUCACAGCCGCAGUGGGUGGCUUCACCUUGCUGGUCAUUCUCACUCUCUUCUUCCUCAUUACCGGAAGGUGCCAGUGGUACAUCAAAGCUAAGAUGAAGUCGGAGGAGAAAAGGAGAACGCACAACCAGAAUGGACACAUCCCUUUCCCAGGAAUUAAGACGUAUGUUGACCCUGACACAUAUGAGGACCCCUCCCAAGCCGUCCACGAGUUCACCAAGGAGAUUGACCCUUCCCGCAUCCGCAUCGAGAGAGUAAUCGGAGCAGGUGAAUUUGGCGAAGUGUGUAGCGGGCGUCUCCGCACGCCAGGGAAAAAGGAGAUCCCUGUGGCCAUCAAGACCCUGAAAGGUGGCUAUGUGGAGCGGCAGAGACGCGACUUCCUGCGGGAGGCCAGCAUCAUGGGCCAGUUUGACCAUCCCAAUAUCAUUAGGCUGGAGGGCGUGGUCACCAAAAGUAGGCCUGUCAUGAUUGUGGUGGAAUACAUGGAAAAUGGAUCACUGGACUCUUUCCUGAGGAAGCACGACGGGCACUUCACGGUGAUCCAGCUGGUGGGCAUGCUGCGUGGCAUCGCCUCGGGCAUGAAGUACCUGUCAGACAUGGGCUACGUGCAUCGAGACCUGGCCGCCCGCAACAUCCUGGUCAACAGCAACCUGGUGUGCAAGGUGUCCGACUUCGGGCUGUCGAGGGUCCUGGAGGACGACCCCGAGGCUGCCUACACCACCACUGGUGGAAAAAUCCCCAUCCGAUGGACGUCCCCUGAGGCCAUUGCCUACAGGAAGUUCUCGUCAGCCAGCGAUGCAUGGAGCUACGGCAUAGUCAUGUGGGAAGUGAUGUCCUACGGGGAGCGGCCGUACUGGGAGAUGUCCAAUCAGGAUGUGAUCCUGUCCAUCGAGGAGGGCUACCGCCUGCCGGCACCCAUGGGCUGUCCUGUGGCGCUGCAUCAACUCAUGCUGCACUGCUGGCAGAAGGAGCGCAACAAUCGACCCAAGUUUGCUGACAUCGUGAGCUUCCUGGACAAGCUGAUCCGCAACCCAAGCAGCCUGCUGACGCUGGUCGAGGACAUCCAGGGUUUCCCAGAAUCCCCCGGUGAUGUCUCAGACUACCCCAUGUUUAUCUCUGUGGGUGACUGGCUGGACUCCAUCAAAAUGAGCCAAUACAAGAACAACUUCUUGGCUGCAGGCUUCACCACGUUGGACUCUAUCUCAAGAAUGACUAUUGAAGAUGUCAGGCAAGUUGGCGUGACACUAAUCGGUCACCAGAGGCGAAUAGUGAGCAGUAUACAAACUCUUCGACUGCAGCUGCUCCAAGUCCACGAGGAAGGAUUCCAUGUAUGAGGCUUUUCUUCAGCCAGACCAAGACUGUGUCUCAGCCACAUCCCCGCAAGCAAGAUUCCUCUCUGUCUCCUUCACUCUACAAACUGGCAUCCUUUGACUCCCAGUAACUGAACUUGACAGUCCAGAU